Varroa destructor (honeybee mite) is the source of this 5365-nucleotide messenger RNA. RefSeq names its product splicing factor 3b subunit 1 (gene Sf3b1). Gene Ontology annotation, molecular function: mRNA binding. Lineage: Eukaryota; Metazoa; Arthropoda; Arachnida; Mesostigmata; Varroidae. Gene Ontology annotation, biological process: spliceosomal complex assembly. The record is from RefSeq and is a predicted model, not a curated record.
CACAACAUGGCCGGUGAGUGAAAUUCGACUUUUGAAACGUUUUCAGAUUACGCGGUCGUGCUGAGAGCGAUUCAUCAUAGUUCUCACCGUGGAAGUAUCACCAUAGAGUUGAGCCGAAGCCAUGCGGCUGUGCUAUUGUCAAUAGUGCCCUACGAACUUGUGCGUCCAAAGGCCAAGUCCAUCUGGAUAUGUGAAACGAAGCUUAGCACAUAUAGCAAAGAUCAAAAAAACAAGAACAAUUUUGCCUAAACGUAUAUUAUUAUUAUCGUUAUUGUAGCUGACCUAGGUGCAUACGAUUGCAUGCAAAUUCAGUGUAAGGGAUUGGCAUCUGCAAUACUCUAUAGCAAGCUUACUGUAAGCACCUUCUAAGCGCAAUGCCCACGUCGGAUAUAGAUGAGGAAUUGGCGCGGAUCCAGGCGGCCAAAAAGAGGUUGGCUGAUGGGACUGCAGAUGGAGGGGUGCCCCUUGGAGCGGGGGAGCACACCCCUUAUAUGGACCGACAACUUUAUAAUUCGACAAGCAAGAAUAAGUUUGCCGGAUAUGUUACCUCUAUACCAGCUAGCGACGACGUCGACGCCGAUGACGACGAUAUGGAAGCAGGUGGAGGCGAUCCUGUGGCUCCGCCUCGAAAGAUUAAUGCACAGAAAUUCCUUGAAGAAGUGACGGACAAGGGUUAUGAUCCGUUUGCUGACAAAAGAGUACCACGAAUCGCCGAUCGAGAAGAUGAGUACCGUGCUCAACGACGAAACCGACAGAUCUCGCCUGAGCGAACAGAUCCGUUUGCCGAUGGAGGCAAAACGCCGGAUAUGCAGUCAAGGACGUACGCUCAUAUCAUGAAAGAGCAGGCCGUUCGCAGAGACGAAGCAGAUCUCAAGAGAAAACUACAAGAUAAAGACAAGGCCGGCGAACUACACGUUAAGAAUGGGGCAGAGGCGACUGAAAAAAAACGGAGAAGGUGGGACGUCCAAGAUACACCGUCCACCGGACCAAAAAAACGACUAGCAGGCUGGGAGCAAGCAGAAACACCGUCCCACACGCCAUCGGUUCACACUGCACAAGGAACUCAAGAGAAGUGGGCUGAGACUCCAGGUCGUUUACCCAUGGGCGCUGAGACACCUGGUCACGCUAAUCGCAUGUGGGAGCCCACACCCGCCCAUCAUACGCCCGGACACGCUACGCCUGAUGCCGAAACCCCUGGUCACAAAGCUUCAACCCGGAGAAAUCGCUGGGAUGAAACGCCACGUACGGGUGAAACACCAAGCCAUUCGGGGUGGGCAGAAACUCCUCGUGUAGAUGGCGCUGUCGAUAAGGUUGAAGCCGCUGCAGCUGCCACGCCAAGUGCAGCCAAAAGACGUUCUCGAUGGGAUGAGACACCGUCGGCGACCCCGUCGAUGACACCAUCUGGUAUGGCAGCCACGCCAUCAAUGACUCCGGGUCAGAUGACACCUGGCGCUAUGACUCCGUCGAUGACGCCGUCACAAGUGUUCACACCCAGUGGUACAACACCCAUCGGUGCUAAAGCGGCUGCCAUGCAGACGCCGGCUGCCAAUAUACCGAUGACGCCAGAGCAAAUGCAGAUAUUCCGCUACGAAAAAGAAAUCGACGAGCGUAACAGGCCCAUGACAGAUGAAGAACUUGACUCGCUGUUUCCACCAGGUUACAAAGUCUUGCCACCACCUUCUGGAUACGUGCCGAUUCGAACUCCUGCUCGGAAACUCGCAGCAACCCCAACCCCUCUUGGGGGCCUGGGGGCUGGCGGAGGCUUCUUUUUCCAAAAGGAUGAACCCCUCAAAGUGGUAGAUGCUCAGCCCAAGAGCGCCUCACUUCCGCCCCUCAAACCGGAGGAUAUGCAGUAUUUUGACAAGUUAUUAACCGAUGUCGAUGAAGAGUUAUUGUCCCCAGAGGAGUCGAAGGAGCGCAAGAUUAUGACAUUGCUGUUGAAAAUCAAGAACGGAACACCACCUAUGAGAAAGUCAGCUAUGCGGCAGAUCACAGACAAAGCACGAGAGUUCGGGCCUGGCGCACUUUUCAACCAAAUCCUACCUCUCCUUAUGAGUCCUACGCUGGAAGACCAGGAAAGACAUCUCUUGGUCAAAGUCAUUGACCGGGUUCUUUAUAAGCUUGACGAUCUUGUUCGGCCCUACGUGCACAAAAUUCUUGUGGUGAUUGAGCCUUUGCUUAUCGACGAAGAUUACUACGCGCGUGUUGAAGGACGAGAAAUUAUUUCGAAUUUAGCCAAAGCGGCAGGAUUAGCAACGAUGAUUUCCACGAUGCGACCUGACAUUGAUAACAUUGAUGAGUACGUCCGUAACACCACGGCACGAGCCUUUGCAGUCGUCGCCUCUGCACUUGGCAUCCCAGCACUGUUACCUUUUUUGAAGGCUGUCUGCAAAUCGAAGAAGUCGUGGCAGGCGCGCCACACGGGCAUCAAAAUCGUCCAGCAGAUCGCCAUCUUGAUGGGCUGCGCGAUCCUUCCCCAUUUGCGGUCGUUAGUUGAGAUUAUCGAACAUGGACUUGUUGACGAACAGCAGAAAGUCAGAACUAUCACAGCGUUGGCAUUGGCCGCCCUGGCUGAAGCUGCCACACCUUACGGUAUUGAAAGCUUCGAUAGUGUUCUGAAACCUCUCUGGAAGGGUAUACGCACACACCGUGGUAAGGGUUUGGCUGCCUUUUUAAAGGCUAUCGGUUAUCUCAUCCCAUUGAUGGACGCAGAGUAUGCUAACUACUAUACCCGGGAAGUGAUGCUAAUUCUGAUCCGAGAGUUCCAGUCUCCUGACGAGGAGAUGAAAAAAAUUGUGCUCAAAGUUGUCAAACAGUGUUGUGCCACUGAUGGUGUGGAAGCACAGUAUAUUAAAGAUGAGGUAUUGCCGCACUUCUUCCGACAUUUCUGGAAUCACCGUAUGGCCCUCGACAAGAGAAACUAUAAGCAACUGGUGGACACAACGGUUGAAAUUGCUAACAAGGUUGGCGCUGCCGAAAUCGUCAACAGAAUCGUAGACGAUUUGAAAGACGAAAACGAGCAAUACCGAAAAAUGGUUAUGGAAACUGCUGAGAAAAUCCUUGCUAAUCUUGGUGCUGCCGAGAUCGAUUCGCGAUUGGAGGAGCAAUUGAUCGACGGUGUUUUAUACGCCUAUCAGGAGCAGACCUCAGAAGACAUGGUCAUGUUAAACGGAUUUGGCACAAUUGUAAACGCUCUCGGCAAGCGUGUUAAGCCUUAUUUGCCCCAGAUCUGCGGUACCAUUUUGUGGCGUCUAAACAACAAAAGCGCUAAGGUACGCCAACAGGCCGCUGAUCUAGUCGCUCGUAUAGCAGUCGUGAUGAAGACAUGCCAAGAGGAAAAGCUCAUGUCACAUCUUGGUCAGAUCCUUUAUGAGUAUUUAGGAGAGGAGUACCCGGAGGUGUUGGGUUCGAUUCUCGCGGCACUAAAAGCAAUUGUGAAUGUGAUUGGCAUGUCGAAGAUGAACCCACCCAUCAAAGAUUUGUUACCGCGUCUGACGCCUAUUCUUAAAAAUCGCCACGAAAAGGUACAGGAGAAUUGCAUUGACCUAGUCGGGCGUAUUGCUGACCGUGGCGCUGAGUUCGUGUCCGCAAGAGAAUGGAUGCGUAUCUGUUUCGAAUUGCUUGAAUUGCUCAAAGCUCACAAGAAGGCGAUUCGGCGAGCAACUGUUAACACUUUCGGUUACAUUGCUAAGGCUAUCGGCCCGCAUGACGUUCUCUCAACUCUACUGAACAAUUUGCGUGUACAGGAACGUCAGAAUCGGGUGUGCACCACCGUCGCUAUUGCAAUUGUGGCUGAGACCUGCUCGCCAUUUACGGUGCUGCCAGCAUUGAUGAAUGAAUAUCGUGUUCCCGAAAUGAAUGUACAGAACGGCGUACUCAAAUCUCUGUCAUUCUUAUUUGAGUAUAUUGGCGAAAUGGGCAAAGACUACAUCUAUGCCGUGACACCACUAUUAGAGGAUGCCUUAAUGGAUCGCGACCUCGUCCAUCGGCAAACCGCAUGUUUUGCUAUCCAGCAUAUGAGUCUGGGCGUUGUUGGUUUCGGCUGUGAGGACGCGCUUACACACUUGUUGAAUUAUGUGUGGCCGAAUAUCUUUGAGACGAGUCCCCAUCUGAUUCAAGCGUUCCAUGGCUCCGUCGAAGGUAUGCGGGUAGGACUUGGGCCAACUCGUCUGUUGCAGUAUUGUUUGCAGGGGCUAUUCCAUCCGGCCCGAAAGGUACGCGACGUUUAUUGGAAGAUCUAUAACUCUUUGUACAUUGGCUCGCAAGACGCACUGGUGGCAGCCUAUCCACGGGUGCCGAACGAGCUCAAUGGUAAUCAUUACGAACGAUUUGAGCUAGGUUAUGUUCUCUAGACAGUGGGAACGAAGGUAGAGCACAAAUGCAUAGUAAGCAGAUAUGCAGAGACGGCGCUUGAUAAACUACAAACGAAUGUUAACAAUGUAUGGGUCAGUCGUAGAAAUGAGCAGAGAAAUAAAGGAAAUAGUUGCUAUUAAUAAUAAUAUUAAUAAUAACAGUAAUAAAAACCACAACAAUAUAUAUGAAAAACAAGUAGACAAUGAACCAAAAGAUGAAAAGCAAAUGGCAAGCUUUGUAGGAGCGUGUCAAAUUUGCGGGAAUGGAUAACAUACAAAUUUGGAUUGAGCAGGACCUGGAAAAAAGACCGUGAAACUCCAGACAACAAAAACAAUUAGGGAUGCAUAUCGGUUAAAACAAAAAAGGCAUCAGGCAAAGUGAUCCGUAGUAGCGGCAAGGAAUAUGGAAGCACUAAACGGUGUGAGAAAAGUUGUGCGGCAGAACAAGAUAAAGGAUGGCAAAUGCGUAAAGUUGGAGAUGAUCAACUAUGCUUACGCGCGAGCAGAGUGCCUCUCGGUUGUAGCGUAAGACCGAUAUGGUAUAGAGAACUAGGACCUUCAUUGUUUACUUUAUGUACCAUAAUAAUAAAAAUAUAAUAAUUAAUGAUAAAUUUAGAACUCAAAACAUCUGUCGAGUGUAUUGAAAGAAAAAAAAUAUGGAAAUAAUAUGAAUAAUAAUAAAAAUCUCACGAUAUUUGUGUGAUUACACCGUUGCGUUAUGAUCGUUUGUGUCAGUUUCAUAUUCUACAACGUCUAUAAUUCUAAAGAAAAGGUAUCAUUAUAGCAAAUUAGAAAAAAUAUUGGUACCUAUAACUAGGAAGUCUUCAAGCGUUUGCUACGCGGUAUAGUAAUGUGGGAUCUAAGCGAUUGAAAUAAUACCAUUACUGUAUGCUAUAAAUAGUAUCGGAUGGGACUUGGUGAAAGGCUUAGUGUAGUUCUGAUAGGAAGUUGCAGUACUCCUAUUUUGUUCGCCUUAGCUGAAGUCGUCUUGAGGAUCAGUGAAGAGCCAUUAU